GUGUAUAACAAUGUUGUAUGUAACUUUAGAGACGGUCCCUUAAUUUCCACAUGAUUUCCACGUCCAACGACAAACCAACUUUAUGCCAGUCAGAAAAUAAGAUCCUGACCUCAAGCACUUCCUAACAGACAAACCGUUCUACAUUGUUAUCUAGCUUGGUUUUCAAUCAAGGGUGCUAGUCUGUUGCCUGAGGGAAAUCAAGUCAAUUAUUCCUCAGAAUAGGGGUGUGUGAUAUGUGAUAUGACAACAACAACAACAAAAACGUUACCAAAGUGUCCUUUUUGUGUCCUUUGUUUGGUAGCAUCAAGGGUACUUACAAGGAGUCCAAUUAUGUACUUUUAAUUUGCUUUUAAGAGAACAAUGUAUUCAUGGUUCCAUGCUGAAUCUACUGUAUAAACUAAAGGUAGAAAAGAUGUACCGUUCAAGGAACCACCUCAAGUGAGUGUAGUGGUGGGCGAUGUAUGAUACUGAAAGGUAUCAUAUUAUUCUUUGAGGUUUGAAUUCACUAUACAAAAUAUUUAAAAACCUUGACAUUUUUUUCCUCGCCACUCUCAGGAUUAAAGAUUUCUGACUGUACUUUUCUUGUUGCUGCAGUGCUACCAUCAAGUGUCCCAAGUUUUGAACCUUUGAUGUGUAUUGUUCACCUGGGAACAUGCACAUGGCGUACCUUGAAUGAGCUUUUAAAAUGAAGCUUAAAAGAGACAUGUUGCUGUGGGUUCUGUCCAGCCUGCUGGUGCUGUUUAGUACCGUUGACUUGUGGUAUUUCGUGAGAGGAGCAUGGGCGGUCCUGAAGUACCUGUUUCAGGACCCGGUCCGAGACGUGCUAGGCGAGCAGGUCGUCAACGGCCGAGUUCUCCUCCACGACAUCGAUUACAUGGGCCACAUGAACAACGCUCGCUAUCUGAGGGAGUGUGACUUCGCCAGACUUUCCUAUUACGCACGCAACGGGAUGUUCAAGGCCUUCCACGCACUCGGGGCAAGGAUGGUGAUCGGCGCUUCGACCAUCCGUUACCGGCGGUCACUUGGACUCGGAGAGGCGUUCGAGCUGCGUAGCCGCAUCAUGGCCUGGGACGAGAAGUCUUUCUUUGUGGAACAGCGCUUCGUGUCCAAAUCCGACGGCUUUAUCUCUGCUGUCAUACUGUGCAGGCAGAAUGUAAUUCAUAGCACGCCUGAUCAGAUUUUGCAGCACGUCUGCAAGAGAAAGGUGGACUGUCCUGAUAUCCCAGAGGACCUUCAGCAUUGGAUCAAUUUCAUCUCAGCUAACAGUCAGGCGCUGAGAGCAGAAUGUGGCUUAGAUGAGAAGACCAAGUGAUGAUCACGUGUUGUAUUAAUCUAAGCAUAUUUUCUUUAAUACUUAUGUUAAGUCAGUACUUUAAAAGGGGGGGAAAAGUAAAAUCUUGAAAAAGGAAUCCCAGAGCCAUUCCAGAGACUAGGGAUGCGUCGGGUAGGGGUCGACCGAUAGCAAAUUUUACCGAUAUCUAAGUCGGACGGUAACUGCCGAUGACCGAUUAAUCAACCGAAAGUUUUUAAAAUUGAUACCGAAUGCAAACAUGACACUCAAAGUAGAAUACUGCUGAAUUUUAUUACAAACAUAAACAGUACCGACUGUACGAUGAAAAUGUACUGUACUAUUAUAAAUGAAAUAAAUAUAUUAAUAUUAAAAUAUACGCGAACUAUGAAUAAAUAUUAAAGUAAAUAAAUAAAUAAAGGGCCUGUUUACAUCUGGUCACUUCGUGCGGUUUCUCUGAUCGAUUAGAUAUCCGAUUUGUUAAAACCGGUUCCGUUUACACUGUAAUGCGUUUCAGCUAAACGGAUCUGAAUCCGAUCUUCUAUUCCCACGCUAAUUGCAAAUGCACGUUUCCGUGAACUGAAACGGCAGCCACCGUUAUUUUGCUCUGUUUGGGUUUGCGAAUGCAGUCGAAUAGAAAACGAAAACGCUCCCUACGACAUUUACGCAACAAAAGGCAGCACGUAUCAUUUGCAGCGUUUUCGCUGUCGGCAGUAUUAAACUUUAAACCCCAGCGAGAUACCUGGAUAAACGCUCGGAGUCAACACUGGUGGGGAAAUAUAGCGCGGGCUUCUUUUACGGAACGAGACCGGCUAUCCGGUUUCCGAACAGGACACCGGACCUUCGAUUAUCUUUGUGUCGGUCUGCCAAGCGAUUUAACGAGGACGCACACACUCACCUUUGCUUCUCGCACGGUUAAAGCGAGUGACGUACUUCUGUUUGGGAGGAGAAAAGCGCUGACGUAUGUGGUUUCGACAACCAGAUGCUUUUAGACUUGUCCAGUUUCGUCUGGAACAAGUCCCAGACCACCUCCUGUUGCGGUUCGAGCGAACGGAUUUAAAUCCGUCUCGAAUGCGUUUCGGAAGGCAUUUACACCUGGUCUUUUCCAGGUGAUCGCUGUCCGAUCAGAGACAACGCAUGAAGUGUCCAGGUGUAAACAGGCCCAAAAAUAGAGACAUCCAAAAUGAAUCCACAAAACACUUCAAAUAACACAACAAAAUUUGUCAGCAAUAGUUGUUAGUUCGCCUCUAGAGGCCGCUCUUGUACUGUAUAAUGACAGUGGACCCUUCUCAACCCGGAAGAACUAUGGGUGUGGAUUUUUGCCGAUAGCUAAUAGUUCCACCUAUCGGUUAUCUGUGCCGAUUAAUCAGCGAAACCGAUCAGUCGACCUCUAAUACCGGGUAUUAUUCCAUCCGAUAUCAUGCUCAUUUACUCAUACUCGUAAAAAAAAAAAAAGAUGCUCCAAUACGUGACAUAGUCCUAGGGUACAUAGUCAUGUCAACGAACGGACGACUUGAAAUAAGACAUCUGGCAAAGCAGACUGCAAACUGCUCUGCGAAAACAUCAAGUGAAGCUACUCCAGCAAUUUUUGACGAUACGAGUAACCUGAUACACUAAACACUGUAUAGCGUUUAAACAGUAAGUUUAAUAGGGAGCACGAGGGGGACUCACCUGAGCACACAAGCAGUAUCAGUGGGUGUGGUCAGUCAAUUUCAAGGUGUUAGAAAUUGUACACACACACGAGUAUCCGCAAGCGUAUCAGGCAUGAGAGCAGUUCAGUUGUGCGAGCACUGAGAACUGAGGUGUGGGUAAUUCAGGUCUAAACUAUUAUGAGUCAAAGCGGAGGUCACGGCACUUUGCGCUCAUUUUAACGGCCACGCUCGAUUAACACUAGCAGGUUACUCAUUUCAGUAUAAGUGAGUACGAAAAAACAUACUCGUACUCAAGUCUCCAAAAAAAAAAAGGCAUCAGUACAUCCCUAAUAGAGACGAAAGAUUUCUUCCUGUUAUUUGAUUACGUAUUAUUCAAUUAUAUAGAAAUAUAGUAAAGGACUUGGCUUUCUUGAUAAAUGAAUCGUGAUUUCUGAUACUAUGUUUUACGCUGAACAGGCACACAAGUAUAUAUUUUGCUGAAAAGGGAACAUUUAUUUUUUUGUAAUUUAUUUGAAAACAGAGACUGCUGCAUGUAUUGGGUCUAAAGACAGAUCGUUCCAGAACUGUUGGACCAAGUUCAGUAUAUUAAUACUAUCCCAACCCUGAAAAUGAAUAAAACUAGACGUACAAGUUUAUAAUCUAGACCCAUUGUUGAUAUAUUAGCUGUGUCAAUCUAACGGUAUUGUUUGUGGAUUUCUUUUAAAAGAUUUGAAUGUCGUUUAUAUCCAUCGAGUAUUUAUUUAUUUAUUUAUUUAAAUUAUUGGAGAGAAUGCACUGAAAUGCAGCUUGCACGUGACAAGAAUUCUGCACGUUUUCACUUCGACGCACAUUAUUAUUUACGCAAGAUCAAGCGAGAAGAGCUAAGCCUGCAUUUUUGAAAUGAAGUUGUUUUAAUAAAGAUGGGGUUUCAUAAAGAAGAAAGUACUUAUUGUAUGACCUGUUUCGCAACGUAUGUGUGCCGUAUUUGUUUGCAAUAUAAAAUAUAUCAUGAUUUAUGGAACUAGUAUGUAUUUUCUGUGUUAAUGUUGCAUUCCUAAACAUGCACAACUUAAUAAACGUACUACAUGAAAUAGAAA
Ictalurus punctatus (channel catfish) is the source of this 4016-nucleotide messenger RNA. Its product is annotated as protein THEM6. The transcript is spliced from 3 exons. Lineage: Eukaryota; Metazoa; Chordata; Actinopteri; Siluriformes; Ictaluridae. Bases 686 to 1312 code for a protein of 208 amino acids. The record is from RefSeq and is a predicted model, not a curated record.